AUGUACGCUACGCCUGCCUACGAGAGGGCUCUCAAUGAGUCCCAGAUCCAUGAGCAGCUUCCGAAUGAGAUUGCGGAACUCAUUCGCACAGCUUCUGGGACUCAGUACCUGAAUGCGCUUGCGGUUGGCGCUUCAAGGUCAGGAUGUACAGAGAAUUUCUUUUGCAUAUAUGAACCGAUUUUCGUGGACUUGGCAGCACGAUGGAUUUUAUCCGACUCUCACCUCAACCAAAUCGAAGUUAUUUCCGCAUUUGCACGAAUCCUACCUUUCGCGCCGUAUCUUCGACCCUUUGCUAGCCAAUAUGCCAUGUCCCGGGCUGGACCUUUGUCGACGUUGGCUGCGUCCGACGAGCAAACACUAAUGCAGAUGGAUGACGCUACGAUUCGCACGUUACUUCUAGCGAUCUUUCGACUUCUUUCAUACGAUUUAGAGACGUUUUCGGAUUCCGUGUCACCGUCCCGACUCCAGCUCCUUUUCCGACAUCGAGACUCGUCCGUCCGAUACCUUGCAGUGCGAUGCUUUGCUCUAUACGUGCGCGCAGCUGAUGCUGCCACGGAGAAGUUGGUUCGGGCAAAUAUCACCGGGGAGGCUUUUGAGAGCAGCUGGGAAGGCAUCGUAAUCGACUAUCGCUGCCUUGGUCUAUGGGAAGAGCGCCGGUGGGAUACCCUCGCGAAGCGGGUUGAGCUUGCGAGAUCUGGUCGUUCAGCUGUGGAAAGCCUCUCUCAGGUUGAAAGCCUACGAGAGUAUUUCACUCCGCGAACUGCCGAGGUUUGCGGUGUCUUAAUACCGCGACUGAAUGACACGGUAUCUCCGGCGUCCUCGAUGGUGAAAACACCAACUGCAGUGGGAAACCUGCGGAAGGUCGCUUCAUCGUUGAACACGUCUAGUCCUCUGCUCUUGAUCGGUCUGCCAAACUCAGGAAAGACUUCAUUAGUCAAUGAUAUUGCGGCGACCAUGGGUCAAUCGGAAUCCAUGGUUACACUUCAUCUGAAUGAACAGACGGAUGCUAAGAGUCUUCUUGGGAUGUACUCGACCUCCCCGACUACAGGCUCAUUUGCGUGGCAGCCGGGUGUGUUGACGAAGGCGGCAAGAGAAGGCCGCUGGAUUCUGAUCGAAGACUUCGAUCGCGCUCCUUCUGAAGUCAUUGGCCUUAUUCUUCCCAUAAUAGAGAAAGGAGAAUUGACCAUAGCCAGCAGAAAGGAGCGGAUCAAGUGCGCUGAAGGAUUUAGGAUCAUUGCUACCAUGAAGUCUUCGUACAAUAUCGCUGGUGAAGAGAUCGCCCCAAGCACCACCAUCCUGGGCAGCAGAUUAUGGCAACGAGUUUCCAUCGAUUCCCUCUCCAUCGACGAGAUUCGCGAGGUGAUAACACAAAAGUUCCCUCUUCUAGAAUCUCGGAUCCAGGUUAUCAUGAGCGUGUAUCAAAACCUCUGUUCUUCUUUCCACGGGAGCCUUGCGAUUAAAAGCUCCCAAGGUCGGACCCCGGGUCUUCGCGACCUAAUAAAACUUUGCAGCCGGCUGCAUAAGCGACUGCAGCGUCUGGGUGUAAAGACGGGCUACGAAGCUACCCCUGAAGGUGCUGACGACGAGAUUUUCAGGGACUUUGUGGAUAUCUUUCUCAGUUACAUCCCCGAGAAAUCCAUGGCAGAAACCCUGGCUCUGGUCGUUGCGGAAGCUCUUCAGAUAUCGCCUCAGCGAGCACAAUACACCCUUCAUGAGCGCGUUCCAGCGUAUUCAGACCAGGGAAACAGUCUUGUGCUUGGAAGAGAAGUUUGCCGGAAAGUCAAGGUACCUACGGGGUCAUUGUCCAAAAUGUCUGCUGCCUCAUCGCGCUUCGCUUCUACAAGAUCUGCUGUUAGUCUCAUGGAACAAGUAGCUGCUGCCGUGCAAAUGGCAGAACCCGUUCUUCUUGUUGGUGAAACCGGUAUCGGAAAGACAACAGUGAUCCAACAACUUGCCACUUUAUUACGGCAAAAGCUCACGGUAGUGAACUUGUCACAGCAAAGUGAAAGUUCUGAUCUUCUUGGUGGUUAUAAGCCCGUGAACAUUCGUACUAUGGCUGUCCCUAUGCUUGAUGAAUUUACGUCGGUAUUCGAGUUGACUUUCUCAGCCAAAAAAAACCACAAGUUCCUGUCAUCCGUCUCCAAAAGUGUUACCACAGGAAACUGGGUGCGCUUGGUAAAUCUAUGGCAUGAAGCCGUUCGGUUAGCGGAGGGUGUUUUCAAAGCAGACAAUGGGCAAGGAAAAGAGCCCGAGGAAGGACAGCCAGCCAAGAAACGGAAACUCGAUUCGCCGAAAUACCAGCAGUUGCGACAGAGGUGGGAAAGGUUCGCGGCACAGUUGAACGAUUUCGAGGCCCAAGUUUCCCAGGGCGAUGCCAAAUUCACGUUUGCUUUUGUCCAGGGUAAGAUCGUCCGCGCGCUACGCAAUGGUGAAUGGGUACUCCUUGAUGAGGUCAAUUUGGCUUCGCCAGAUACUCUGGAGAACAUUGCUAGUCUUCUGCAUCACGGUAGCGAUGGUUCACCAUCCGUGCUACUUUCAGAAGCCGGUGAUGUGGAGCGCGUUUUUGGGCACCCCGAUUUCCGUAUAUUUGGCGCCAUGAACCCGGCAACAGAUGCAGGGAAGAAGGAUUUGCCUCCUGGCCUUCGCUCUCGGUUUACUGAAGUAUACGUGCAUUCUCCGGAUAGUGACAUUGAUGAUCUGCUGUCAUUGAUACAGAAGUAUCUAGGUGACCUGGCAUUGAGCGAUUCCAGAGUCGUAUCAGAUCUUGCCCAUCUCUACAUGGAAACUAAGAAGCUUAGCAACGAGAACAAGCUUACAGACGGAGCCGGACAACGCCCACAUUUCAGCAUAAGAACCCUCGUCCGUGCUCUAAUCUAUGUGGCCGACCAUGCACACAUAUAUGGGUUGCGCCGAGCUGUUUUCGAAGGCUUCUCCAUGAGUUUCUUGACUGUCUUGAGUCAGGAAUCGGAAAGGCUUUUGGCGCCUCUACUGGAGAGACACAUCUUCAACAAUGCGAAGAACGUUCGGGCGCUCCUUGGACAAACCCCUCGGCCCCCCAGUGAUGGACAUUCUUAUGUGCAGUUCAAACACUACUGGAUGCGGCAAGGGAACACUAUUCCCGAGGAACAACCUCAUUACAUUAUCACGCCUUUCAUUGAGAAGAACCUGAAGAAUCUGGUUAGAGCAAGCUCAACCCGCCGAUUCCCUGUUCUGUUGCAGGGCCCGACUUCCGCUGGAAAAACAAGUAUGAUUGAAUAUCUGGCGAAGGUCUCCGGGAAUAAAUUUGUUCGGAUCAACAAUCAUGAACAUACAGAUCUCCAAGAAUAUUUGGGGUCAUACGUUUCUGACGAAGACGGAACCCUGCGUUAUCAGGAAGGUAUCAUGGUAGAAGCUUUGAGGAAUGGAUAUUGGAUCGUUCUAGACGAGCUCAACUUGGCGCCAUCGGAUGUCUUGGAAGCAUUGAACAGACUUCUUGACGACAAUCGUGAGCUAUUCAUACCUGAAACCCAGGAGGUGGUCCACCCGCAUCCGAACUUCAUGCUCUUUGCCACACAAAAUCCAGCUGGUCUCUACGGUGGUCGAAAGGUGCUAUCCCGCGCUUUUCGCAACCGUUUCCUUGAGCUUCACUUUGACGACAUCCCGGAAAGUGAGCUUGAGUUCAUCUUGAAGGAACGUUCUCAGAUUGCACCUUCAUUCUGUACCCGAAUCGUAUCCGUAUACCGGAAGCUAUCCUUGCUCCGUCAAGCAAACCGACUUUUCGAGCAGAAGAACAGCUUUGCCACCCUGCGUGACUUGUUCCGAUGGGCACUCCGACGAGCAGACGACCGUGAUCAGCUAGCAAUCAACGGCUUCAUGCUACUUGCAGAGCGUGUUCGCAAUCCACAAGAACGGGCGGCUGUGAAGAGCGUUAUCGAAGAAGUCAUGAGAGUCCGCAUCGACGAGGAUGUAAUCUAUGGUGCUUCGGAGCUAGACAAGCGUGCGCCUCUUCUCAAAACACUUGCCCCUGGAAUUGUCUGGACGAAGGCCAUGCGAAGGUUAUUUAUUCUGGUUUCCGUUGCACUCGAGAACAACGAACCGGUCCUGCUCGUUGGAGAGACUGGUUGCGGAAAGACUCAGCUUUGUCAAGCCGUUGCAGAGGCUUACAGGAAGCAAUUACUCAUCGUCAAUGCACAUGUGAAUCUGGAAACGGGCGAUCUUAUAGGAGCUCAGAGGCCUGUCAGAAAUAGGGCCGCCAUCGAACAAGCUUUGCUCAGUGACCUUCGGUCAAUAAUCUCUGGAGAAAUUGUUGAAUCAAGCUCGAUCGAAGAGUUGAAACAAGCUUUCAGCGCAUUGGGCGCUGACCAGUUGCAAUUACACGACCCCGAGACGGUGCAACGAAUCGUGAAAAACAUUGCGCGUGUUAAUGCCUUGUUUGAAUGGUCCGAUGGAAGCUUGAUUACUGCCAUGAGAACGGGGCAGUUUUUCCUCCUAGACGAGAUCUCACUGGCCGACGAUUCAGUGUUGGAGAGAUUGAAUAGUGUUUUGGAACCCCACCGAUCGAUCCUUCUUGCAGAAAAGGGCCCAGUUGAUUCAAUGGUAGUCGCUGAUGCCGGAUUCCAGUUCCUUUCCACCAUGAACCCAGGAGGAGAUUAUGGAAAGCGUGAGCUCUCUGCAGCACUCAGAAACCGAAUGACUGAGAUAUGGGCGCCGCAGCUCUCGGAAGACGAAGACAUCUUACCCAUCCUCCAAAUGAAGCUUGAGAUGAAGUCCGAAGAUGUUACCAAGGGCAUGUUGCAAUUUGCGAAAUGGUUCAAAUCGACCUUGCAGAACUCUUCAACUGAAUCGCUUUCUAUUCGUGACCUCCUCGGCUGGGUCGAUUUCGUCAACAAGUGUCAGACCACAGACCCUCUAUUUUCUAUAGUACAGGGUGCGGCAAUGGUGUUUAUCGACACUAUUGGCGCAAAUCCAGCGGCAAUGCUCGCAUCAACGCUGCAUGAUCUGGAAGGGAAUCGACGACUAUGCCUUGCCAAACUUCGAGAAAUCUUCAAUGUGGAUGCGGAGAGCAUUUAUCUUCAGCGCUCCACCAUUGAUAUAGAAAAUGGUUCCCUACGCAUAGGCCCAUUCGUCCUUGAUAUGAAUGGUCAGACAACACCAGAUCCGGAAUUCAUAAUGGAUGCUCCUACGACAAUUGCCAACUCUGUUAGAAUUGCCCGUGGUCUGCAAUUGCCGAAGCCCAUUCUUCUCGAAGGUAGCCCAGGUGUGGGAAAAACCACGCUUGUGACAGCUCUUGCCAAGGCAUUGGGAAAGCCUCUCACUCGGAUAAAUUUGUCUGAACAAACUGAUCUUACAGAUUUGUUUGGAUCAGAUGUGCCGGUAGAGGGUGGUGAUGUUGGUCAAUUCACUUGGCGCGAUGCCCCAUUCCUACAGGCGAUGCAGCGUGGUGACUGGGUUCUUCUGGAUGAAAUGAACCUUGCCUCUCAGUCUGUUCUUGAGGGUCUGAAUGCCUGUUUGGACCACCGUCAAAUGGUUUACGUUGCAGAGCUUGAUCAAACGUUUAAAAGACAUCCCGAUUUUGUCCUCUUUGCUGCGCAGAACCCGCAUCAUCAAGGUGGUGGAAGAAAGGGUCUUCCAGCUUCUUUCGUCAACCGAUUCACUGUUGUGUAUGCGGAUAGCUUCACCAACGAUGACCUGAAGAGGAUAUGCGCAAAGCUUUUCCCUGGGAGCCCUUCUUCACAAACUGAUGGCUUGGUGGACUUUGUGUCGAGGUUGAAUAAGGCUAUUGUUCAAGAACGAAGGCUAGGAGCGGUUGGAGGCCCAUGGGAAGUUAAUCUACGAGACAUUCAAAGGUGGCUCCAGCUUGCAGACCGUGGAGAUUUGCAGAUCCCGACAAGCAACUUCCUUGAUGUCAUCAUCUCCCAGCGAUUUAGGUCUCAAGAGGAUCGGCAGUUGGUCGCUCAAAUUUAUGAGCAGGUUUUCAGGGAUACGCCAAGGGUGGCCAAAAACUACUACCACAACCUCACGCCAGACUACAUGCAAGUUGGUUUUGGGACAAUGCGAAGGGAUCCGUUCCUCCAGCAGACCCCAGAGCCCCAGAUGCGGAUACUUCCGCGCGAUCUUUCGGUUCUUGAGUCUCUCAUGCUAUGUAUCGAACAAUCAUGGCCUAGUAUCCUGGUUGGACCUUCUGGCUGUGGCAAGACCGCUCUCAUCCGAAAGCUCGCGGCCCUGAAUGGUGCUAGCCUUGUUGAAUUGGCCCUGAGUGCUGACACCGAUACGAUGGAUCUGAUUGGUGGCUUUGAACAAAUUGACCAUAAGCGGGAGGUGUCGUCUCUGAUGCAAGAUAUUUCGCUACUGCUCCGACAAUACAUCAUCUCUACAUACUCCUCGGGAAGUGGUUUUGAUGGAGUCCCCGCAUUUCUUCAAGUCUUUGAGGCUCUCCAGAGCAGGGAAAUCUCACUGGACAAUAUUUGUUCAUCGCUUACGACACUAUGCCAGCUUUAUUCUGAACAGCCCCUUGAAGAUCUCCUUCUCCGUGGUCAAAGCUUGCUGGAAAAGUCAAAACAAUCGGACAAGAUGAAAGUGGGAUUCGAAUGGACCGAGGGCGUCUUAACGCAAGCUGUGCAACAUGGGCAUUGGGUUAUCCUCGAUAAUGCCAACCUUUGCAACCCCUCUGUUCUGGACAGGUUGAACUCGCUCACUGAACCCAAUGGCGCUUUGAUUCUCAAUGAGCAACGGACUGAAGAUGGUUCUGCUCGUGUUAUUAAGCCGCAUCCAAAUUUCAGGCUGUUUUUGACAGUUGACCCUCGUCAUGGAGAACUGUCACGCGCCAUGAGGAAUCGUUGUGUUGAGGUUUGCUUCUUGCCCCAGGAAGAUGACAACAUAGCGGGCACAUUCACGCCUUCCUAUACAUGUCAAUCUUCCUUGUACCGCCUUCGCUCUAUCUGGAACUUCGAUUCUCCGGUCACCACUGGAGACCUAACGCGGGCAGCCUAUGGGGUGUGUCUUGACCACCUUUCCAUCGGAGAUCUUGCCUAUAUCCAGAGGAAUCUCGAUUUCUUCCUGCCGUACUGUUCGGAUUCUGUGAAGGAAUUGCUCUCGUCGACCCUGCCUCAGUACGUGUCCGUUGUGCAUGAUAAUUCGGGCUGGAAGCCUCUUGAUCAUUUCAACAGCACCGUUGCACUCGGCGGUGCGUCCUUGUCUAUUCAGGGACAGUCACAGCCUCUUCAUCCUUUGGUCAAUGAGCCACUAGCUUCAAUUUUGUGUGGCGAUGUGUCCUUCACUCCCCUCGCAAUUCUGGCGCAAUUGCAAGAGUCCAAGUUGGAUUUGCAUCGCUUAAGACAAGGCCUGCAACAAGCAGAUGAGUCAGGAAAGCAACUGAAACCAAGUGAAAUGAGUCGAUUGGAGCGGUCUUUGGCUUCCGGGCGCAUCCCGGCUCUCAUGAAAGAUGCAACUCAGCCAGUUGGCUCUUUCUUGUCAGACUGUGGACAAGCAGUGUAUGACUUCAUACAGGGUUUGGAUCAAGACGUUCUUCAGGCACCCCAGCUUCUCCCCAUCCUUCGAGCAGUCAUCGACUUUUCCAUGGAUAUCUUCAGACUAACUACAGCAAGUGAGGUGGAUGAAGGUGAGUUUCAAGUGUAUCUCCAAAUUGGCAGAGAGUUAUCUGCCUCACUGGCAGACUCUUGGGCCCUUUUGAAGCCAUUGGCGUUUGCUCUAUCCCAGGCGCUUGACCGAUUCCAGGAAAAUUGGGCUUUGAGGACCGGACUUAGCAUGCAGAGACUGUGGGAGUCGUGGAGACCUGCAACGCCCGCAACGCAAAGUCAAUUAAAGUCCAUUCUAGACCUAGAGACCGUCGCCUCUGAGUUUACCGACAUUGCCAUCAAAACUCGUCUUGAUUUGUCUAAUCUAAGCCGGGUUCGCGACUCCCUCAUUAACGCCCAACAUUCUAUUCUCGUCGACGGCGCAGACGAAGGACAACUUGUUCAGGUAGGAUUGAAAUUCUUGCUUUAA
This is a messenger RNA of Aspergillus melleus, 7983 nucleotides long. Its product is annotated as AAA family ATPase midasin. Lineage: Eukaryota; Fungi; Ascomycota; Eurotiomycetes; Eurotiales; Aspergillaceae. Gene Ontology annotation, molecular function: ATP hydrolysis activity; ATP binding. The transcript has a single exon. The record is from RefSeq and is a predicted model, not a curated record. Gene Ontology annotation, biological process: ribosomal large subunit assembly; rRNA processing. Bases 1 to 7983 code for a protein of 2660 amino acids. Gene Ontology annotation, cellular component: preribosome, large subunit precursor.